Periconia digitata is the source of this 2109-nucleotide messenger RNA. The record is from the annotation of a GenBank genome assembly. Lineage: Eukaryota; Fungi; Ascomycota; Dothideomycetes; Pleosporales; Periconiaceae.
UGUGUAUCCGCAAUGGCGACCCCUACUACUGGAGAUAUCCUGUUGCUGUCUCAAACAGCCUGGAAAAUCGGACGAGCAUUCAUAGCUGGUGGAGCGAAUGCUCCGGCUGAAUUCCAUGAGGUCGAGACCCAGAUAAAUGCUUUGGCCAGAGCAUUGAAGCUUUUGGCCGAAACCAUGUUCUCCGAGGAAGCUGAUAUCCUGAGAGUCGCCCACCAACAUGUUCAGAAAGAUUUCAGUGCCAUUGUCCAUUCUUGCCAACAGCCGAUCGAAGAUUUGGAUUCCUUAAUGGAUCAGUAUCAAGUCAUCAAGAAGACUAGAACCACUGGCGGCUUCGCCAUCGAGAGAUCAUGGAGCGAUCUAGUUGUGGCGCAAUAUCAGACCAUGAUGUGGACAACCGAAGGCGGCAACAUUUUCCAUCUCAUGGGUUUGCUGAAGAUGCGGACUCACAUGAUUUCCCUUGUGAGACAAGCACUGCUAAGGCAAGACCCGCGCCAUGACUUUAUGAUCAUCGCUAAUGCCAUCGUAGUCGACAACAUUCACCACAGGACUGGUACUCUCAGCCAAGAGAUUGACAAGGCAAAUAGCAUUGUGCAAGACAUUGCGAACCAAGCCUCUCGUUCCUUGACCAACGAUUCUCCACUGCCAAGCGUAGAUGCGUCCACAGCCCGGGAAUCUUUCUCGGCUCAACAAUUUCUCCCACAGCGACAUAGCUCGAAGUCAUCCCGCUCAUCUCCUCCAAUGUCAUCAAGAUCAGCACAAUCUUCUCAAUCUACCAUGCUGACCCCAAGCAUGAGAGCAUCCCCUCCAAAGUCUCCUAACCGUACACCGACUCAUUUGAACUUAAGUGACAGGCGACCACCUAGUAUAUAUACAGAUUCAGAGGAAGACUCCGAUCCCGAAUCAGGCAAUGAAACGAUACGGUUUGGAUAUCUAGCUUCACAUGAAACCUCCACGAGCCUUUUGUCUUCCAAGACCGACUCUCAUCAAAAAGACCCACGCUCAAGGCCGGAUUCCUGUACCCUCUCGCCAAGAUUAGCGCCUCCUAUGGCAGCAAUGGAGUUCCCGCCGCCAUUGGAGGUCGAGGAAGGCAUGUCGCACCUCGAAAUUCACCCAGUGAUACGGCACGAGGUCUCACAUCGUCACCGAAGUGCGACUACCUCAAGCCAACGACACCGAUUCGAGAAAGCUGCCUUUGCCAACUCAGCCAUAUUAUGCGAUGUGUCAGGAAUAGCAGUCGAGUAUGCGCAAAAGGUCUCUUCUGAAGCUGACGCUCACGACGUCGAGAUGAUCGAAGCAUGCCAAAACUGCCGCAUCUGUGUCGUCCGCAAGCGCGAGGCUUCAUCCGAGGCGAGAGACGACAUACGGCUUAUGACAUCGAUCUGGGUCUUCAGUGACGACGAUACCUUGCGACUAGAACUCAAAAUGGCGGAUGGAGAAAUGUACGUGCCUUAUGCAAGUUACUUCAGCCCGGAGAAGGUCAGCUUGACGGUACCAUGCGAGCUGAAAUUCCACGACGUUCAGUAUGGGCAGCGCGUGCUGAAAACGGCAAAAACAACGUGGAUCAACUAUGUCUUUGAUUCAAUUCAUGCUGCUACAUUAUUCCAAAACGAGCUCAUGGGCCGCAGCUUGCUAGCCACAUUCCGCACCUCGCAAACCCUCCGCAUCCACCAAGGUCUCAGCGGCGCCUUCUCCUACGCCGAGCAAAUGUGCGGCAUGGAAAACCUACGGAUCUGGGAAGACGAGGAUACGCUCGCUGUCAUUGCCCUUAUCCACUUCUCCCCACAAUUCCGGAAAGGUUAUCUAGCUUUCUACCUCAACUCUUCCAACACGCCCAUCAAGGUCAAGGACGAGGGAGGGAGGGAAGUCAAGGUCAAAGGACUGCGUGUGCCGUUAGACAAAGCCGCGUUGCGGAAAGAUAGUAUUGUAGCCGGUGACGCCGACGACAAGAAGAGUAAAGGGAAGAAAUGGGAUGCGUCUGAGAGGAAGAAGUUUGUUACUGGAGCUAGGAUCGAGUUUGCUAGUGAGGCGGAGAAGAGGGACUUUAUUCGGCUGGUGUGGGAUGUGCAGGAGAAUAUGAGAGAGUUGCCAUCGUUGUCGGGUGUUAAUUAG